Messenger RNA from Thlaspi arvense, 1560 nucleotides. NCBI's taxonomy places the organism in Eukaryota, Viridiplantae, Streptophyta, Magnoliopsida, Brassicales, Brassicaceae. The record is from the annotation of a GenBank genome assembly.
AUGACGGUGAAACAAGAUUUUGGAGCAGUGGACCAGUUUCCAGUGGGGAUGAGAGUUCUCGCCGUUGACGAUGACCAAACUUGUCUUCGAAUUCUCGAGACUUUGCUUCAUCGCUGCCAAUACCAUGUUACAACAACGGACCGGGCAGAGACCGCACUGGAGUUGUUGAGGGAGAACAGGGACAAGUUUGAUCUCGUUAUUAGCGAUGUUGACAUGCCAGACAUGGAUGGUUUCAAGCUGCUUGAGCUCGUUGGUCUUGAAAUGGACUUACCUGUCAUAAUGUUGUCUGCGCAUAGCGAUCCAAAGUUUGUGAUGAAAGGUGUCAAGCACGGAGCCUGCGACUAUCUGCUCAAACCGGUUCGAAUUGAGGAGCUCAAGAACAUAUGGCAGCACGUGGUGAGAAAAAGCAAGCUCAAGAAGAUGAAGAGCAGUCUGAGUAAUGGUGACUCUGAUGGAAACCCUGAUCAGAACCGCCUGAAAGCAAACAGAAAACGUAAAGAUCAGUUUCAAGAGGAAGAAGACGAAGAAGAAAGAGGAGGGAAUGAGAACGAUGAUCCAACGGCUCAGAAGAAGCCUCGUGUUCUAUGGACGCGCGAGCUGCACAAUAAAUUCCUAGCAGCUGUUGAUCAUUUGGGCGUUGAGAAGGCUGUACCAAAAAAGAUUCUUGAUCUGAUGAAUGUUGACAAACUCACAAGAGAGAAUGUCGCUAGCCACCUUCAGAAAUACCGAUCGGCCUUGAAGAAAAUAAACAAUGAAGCGAAUCAACAAGCGAACAUGGCGGCCAUUGACUCACAUUUCAUGCAAAUGAGUUCUCUCAAAGGACUUGGCGGCCACCACAACCACCACCGCGCAAUACCUCUAGGUUCCGGUCAGUUCUACGGUGGAGCCGCAACGAUGAGACAUUACCUUUCAAAUAGGACUUUUGGUCGCCUAAAUUCCGUUUCAGGGAUGUUCCCACACGUCUCAUCAUCGCGUCCUCGUAACCACAACGACGGAGGAUACAUACUUCAGGGGUUGCCGAUUCCGCCACUAGACGGGCUUCAUAUCGAAAACAACAACAACAACAACAACAACAACAAGGCUUUUCCAAUGGUUCUUGAGGGUCACGCACAGUCAUCAUCUCCAUCUUUAAACCCUGGGUUUUCACCUCAUUUCGAGGUCAACAAGCGUUUGGAUCAUUGGUCAAACUCUGUAUUGUCACCCAACGUUCCACAGAGUGAUGUUCAUUCAAAACCAGACGCCUUGGAAUGGAACCUGUUCUCUGACUCAGCCACUCCGCUGGAUAAAGAGCCGUCUUCUUUCUGCAGAAACACGGGUUUGGGAUCCUCAAAUGCAUACAACUUAGGGCCAAUGACAGAUGCUCAACAGUUGAGAAGUAGCGAUCCAAAGGAAGGUUUAUUCAUGGGACAACAUAAGCUAGAGAGCGACUUCCUGGCUUCAGAUGCUGGUUCCUUAGAUGAUUUAGUCAACACCCUUAUGACACAGGAACAGAGCCAAGCUGAUUUCUCGGAAGGAGAUUUGGGUUUUGGAUGGUUUAACUCACUCAGAACAUGCAUCUGA